UAGUUGGUUACAAAGUCACUCAUAAUUUAUACAUAGUUUACGAAUUUUUAAGUUGUAUUAUAUAAUUAUAGUUUUAAUAAUGGACGUGGUACCACAGUAUGAAGUUCAGAGCAUCGAUUACGAUAUGUCUAAAAAAAUGGAAGACGAACACUUAAGGCUUCAGAGACAGGUCCGACUGAUCCAGGUGGAUCGUCAGCACCGCACCAUGGGGGUGCACCCGCAGUUCCGAAGACAGGACAUGCUCAUGCAGACCUUGAAGAAGGAAUACCGGAACCUUUGCAAAGACCUUAAGAUAGCCAGAUCUGGUGCUCACAAGAAGAAAGAUAAGAAGAUGAAAAUAGAACUACGGAAGUCUUUGCUGCUCCGAAUAGAAACGCAGCAGGAGUGUGAUGCCCACGUAUCCAUGACGCAGCAAUACAAGGGUUUGAUACAGAAAAACUACAAGGAGACUAUGAAUCUUAGAAAACUGGCGAGCGCUACACAGGGAAAGAUAGAAGAACGCCGCUGGCAGAGCGAGUACCGGCUGAUGGCUGCGGAGAACAAGCUGGAGGCUGCCAAGAUGCGGUUCAACGCCGUGCAGUACGAGAACAAGAAGAUCCGAGAGGAGAUCGAGCAUAUGUUGCGAGACCGCGCCCUCUUCAACCAAUCGUGGGACAAGAUGCUGGCAGCGCUGAGCAAGGGCAAGAAGUUCCUGUACGACCUGUUCGAGUCCUCGACGCUGGCGUACGACCAGCGGGACGAGUGGUGCACCAAGCUCCGGACCAUGCAGGAGAAGGGCAAGAUUGAUCAGAUGUUGCAAGUUCAGGAAAUGCGAGACCUAAUAAAAGCCUACGACCAUGAGAUGAAAAUAUACCAGUUUCUGGCCACGAAAGGUAUGACAAGAAUCAACAAGAAACAGGAGAUGAGAGAAGAACAACAGAGAAGAUUAGCGGAAGAGGAACACAAGAGACAGUACCAGUACCACAUCCAACUUCUGGAUGAUAUUUCUGACUACACUGGAGAGAACAGCACUCGCAAGAUACUGGACUUAUUCCGUAAGAAGGAGCAGGAGAACUUCUCCGUAUACGUGAUGCUGACAGAGUAUUGCGCUGAGAACGAGGUGCUGCGCCGCGACUUAAAGGCUAUCAGGCAAGAAGUCAAUGACCGUCGAGAGUGGAUUGAACAGAAAGAGAACAGACAGGACAGUAAAUUAGAAAAUCUGCGCAUUCUUCUAGCAGAACAGCAGACAAGGAUAGAAACUUUGAGAAAGAAGAAUGAGGAAAAGAGCCAACUGAUACAUGACGUCAUGGUUAAAAUCAAUGACAUGUUCACGAUGUUAGACUGCAGCUUGGAGCCGUUCCAGAACCUGCUGGGAGACAAGCAUCCCUCCGUCCACCAGUUCCAGCUGACGCUGCAGCUCAUCACAGAGAAGAUUAAGACCUACAAGGAAUAUAUCUAUUAUUAUGAGCACUGCUUAAAGAAGAGUGAGAAGUCCGGCACCUCCCGCCUGAGGAAGUAUACAUUGAGGGAGGAACCUCCCGUCAUAUUCAAAGCGAUACCCAUCAGUACACUGGUGCCGGGUGAUCCGUGCCCAUCUUGUGUAGAAGCUCGCUGGCUUUCCCGCAUAUUUGACGGCACAGAACUCCCCUUCGACAUGAGCAUGGCCCUCCAGGCCCUCAAGGAACUAUCCUCCGACCCCGCCUACGUGAGGAGUGACAGAGUCCACACUAUAACGGAGUGCAUAGUCCCCCGCAGUAGAGCGUUGCUCGCUAGACGAUACGUUAACCACUGAAAAUUGAACUCUCGCACAUUGCAAUACAAUUUAUUUACGUUUGGUGUUGUAUUUUGUACUAUAUAUUUUGUGUUAAGAAUUGUGUAUAUUGAUUAAUCAUA
Molecule: messenger RNA, 1872 nt
Organism: Spodoptera frugiperda (fall armyworm)
Lineage: Eukaryota; Metazoa; Arthropoda; Insecta; Lepidoptera; Noctuidae
Product: trichohyalin
Exons: 12
Coding region: 80-1771 (563 amino acids)
Source: RefSeq, a predicted model, not a curated record